UGGUGAGAUUUGUGCUUUAGAGUGUGGAGAAACUAUUGAGAUAUGGAGGGAUUGAAGGCAGGGAGAACAUUAGGAGGCUGUUGUGGUUGUCCAGUUAGACUUCUUCCCUGACACUGGGAUGGGGUUGACAGGGGUUGUGGGGACAGGGAGGAGGGAAUGCUGCAAAGUAAAGAAUUUCCUUCAUUUGCCAAAGGGCGUCUUCACCAUUUAUAAAUGUCUCUGAAGAUAUAGUGUACCCAGGCCCUCUUUAGUGUCACAGUACGGGUUACCCUUUGUGAUAGAUAAAGAAAGAAAACCCUUGGAGUUACUGAGCUGUGGUAGAAUGGGCAUAGCUUUUGUAUACAGACCUAUUCAGACACAUGCUCUAGCAGUUGCCAGCUGUGGAAGCUUUGGAUUCACCUUUUCACAGUGGACCUGAUAAUAAUACCUACCUCCUACGAUGAUGGAGGACUGAAUGAAAGGAUGUGUGUGGAACCUCCAGGACAGUGCAGACAUGUAGUGGGCCCUCUGGGUUUAGUUUCUUUCCCUCUGGCCAGUGAGGUUUCAGAGGGACUGGUGAACAGUGGAUCUUGACCAUCCAUCUUGAAUUGUCGGUUUGUGCCAGGCAAGCUGGAGACUACAGAAGGAGGUACAGCUCUGCCAGCUGCCAGAACUGUGGCUUUCUCAACUCAACAGGCUUUCUGUGCAGACAAGACCCCAUUUAUGAUUUGCUUGUAAAUGCAUCACGACAAGGCAGCCCAGAAUGAAGAAAGCAAGCAGGAGUGUUGGCUCAGUGCCUAAAGUGUCUGGGAUAAGUAAAACACAAACGGUAGAAAAAAUUAAACCUGAAAACAGCUCUUCAGCAACUACAGGAGGCAAACUUGUAAAACUUGGAACAGCAGCAUCAUUGUCAAAGACCAAGAGCAGUGAUGACCUUUUAGCUGGAAUGGCUGGUGGGGUAACGGUGACUAAUGGUGUUAAAGGAAGGAAAAGCACCUGCCCAUCUGCACCGCCUUCGGCAUCUGUCCCUGCCAUGACAACCGUGGAGAACAAAUCCAAGAUUAACACAGGCACGAGUUCUUCAACCAAGCGGAGCACUUCUGCAGGUAAUAAAGAAUCCAGUUCUACUAGAGAAAGAUUACGUGAACGUACUCGACUAAACCAGAGCAAAAAACUACCUUCUGCAGGUCAGGGAGCUAAUGACGUGGCACUGGCUAAACGUUCCCGCAGUCGCACUGCUACAGAAUGUGAUAUUCGCAUGAGCAAGUCUAAAUCAGACAAUCAGAUCAGUGACAAAGCUGCUUUGGAAGCCAAAGUGAAAGAUCUUCUCACGCUGGCAAAAACAAAGGAUGUGGAAAUUUUACACUUGAGAAAUGAACUCCGAGACAUGCGUGCUCAGCUGGGCAUUAAUGAGGAUCACUCUGAGGGCGAUGAAAAAUCUGAGAAGGAAACCAUUAUCUCUCACCAGCCAACUGAUGUUGAGUCCACUUUAUUGCAGUUACAGGAACAGAAUACUGCCAUUCGUGAAGAACUCAACCAGCUGAAAAAUGAAAACAGAAUGUUAAAGGACAGGUUGAAUGCAUUGGGCUUUUCCCUAGAGCAGAGGUUAGACAAUUCUGAAAAACUGUUUGGCUAUCAGUCCCUGAGCCCAGAAAUUGCCCCUGGUAACCAGAGCGAUGGAGGAGGAACUCUGACUUCUUCAGUGGAAGGCUCUGCCCCUGGGUCAGUGGAAGAUCUCUUGAGUCAAGAUGAAAAUACUCUCAUGGCCCAUCAGCACAGUAACUCUAUGGACAACCUAGACAGUGAGUGCAGUGAGGUUUACCAGCCCCUCACAUCAAGCGAUGAUGCACUGGAUGCACCGUCAUCCUCAGAGUCUGAAGGCAUCCCGAGCAUAGAGCGCUCUCGGAAGGGGAGCAGUGGGAACGCCAGUGAAGUGUCUGUCGCUUGCUUGACAGAACGGAUACACCAGAUGGAAGAGAACCAGCAUAGUACGAGUGAGGAACUUCAGGCAACUCUGCAAGAGCUAGCUGAUUUACAACAGAUCACCCAAGAACUGAAUAGUGAAAAUGAAAGGCUCGGAGAAGAGAAGGUUAUUCUUAUGGAAUCUUUAUGUCAGCAAAGCGAUAAAUUGGAACACUUUAGUCGACAGAUUGAAUAUUUCCGCUCCCUUCUAGAUGAACAUCACAUUUCUUAUGUUAUAGAUGAAGAUGUAAAAAGUGGACGCUAUAUGGAAUUAGAACAACGGUAUAUGGACCUAGCUGAGAAUGCCCGUUUUGAACGAGAACAGCUCCUUGGUGUCCAGCAGCAUUUAAGCAAUACUUUGAAAAUGGCAGAACAAGACAACAAGGAAGCUCAAGAAAUGAUAGGGGCACUCAAAGAGCGCAGUCACCACAUGGAGCGAAUUAUUGAGUCUGAGCAGAAGGGUAAAGCAGCUUUGGCAGCCACGUUAGAGGAGUACAAAGCCACAGUGGCCAGUGACCAGAUAGAGAUGAAUCGUCUGAAGGCCCAGCUGGAGAAUGAAAAGCAGAAAGUGGCAGAGCUGUAUUCUAUCCAUAACUCUGGAGACAAAUCUGAUAUUCAGGAUCUCCUGGAGAGUGUUAGGCUGGACAAAGAAAAAGCAGAGACUCUGGCUAGUAACCUGCAAGAAGAUCUGGCUCAUACCAGAAACGAUGCCAAUCGGUUGCAGGACACCAUUGCUAAGGUGGAAGAUGAAUACCGAGCCUUCCAAGAAGAAGCUAAGAAACAAAUUGAAGAUUUGAACAUGACAUUAGAAAAAUUAAGAUCAGAGCUAGAAGAAAAAGAGACAGAAAGGAGCGACAUGAAAGAAACCAUCUUUGAACUUGAGGACGAAGUAGAACAACAUCGAGCUGUGAAACUUCAUGACAACCUCAUUAUUUCUGAUUUAGAGAAUACAGUUAAAAAACUCCAGGACCAAAAACAUGACAUGGAAAGAGAAAUCAAGACACUCCACAGGAGACUUCGGGAAGAGUCUGCAGAAUGGCGGCAGUUUCAAGCUGAUCUCCAGACCGCAGUAGUCAUUGCAAAUGACAUUAAAUCUGAAGCCCAAGAGGAGAUUGGCGAUCUGAAGCGCCGGUUACAUGAGGCUCAAGAAAAAAAUGAGAAACUCACAAAAGAACUGGAGGAAAUAAAGUCACGCAAGCAAGAAGAGGAGCGAGGCCGUGUAUACAACUACAUGAAUGCUGUUGAAAGAGAUUUGGCAGCCUUAAGGCAAGGGAUGGGACUGAGUAGAAGGUCCUCGACUUCUUCCGAGCCAACCCCUACAGUAAAAACCCUCAUCAAGUCCUUCGACAGUGCAUCUCAAGUACCAAACCCUGCUGCAGCUACAAUUCCUCGAACACCUCUGAGUCCAAGUCCUAUGAAAACCCCUCCUGCAGCAGCUGUAUCUCCUAUGCAGAGACAUUCCAUAAGUGGACCAGUCUCAACAUCCAAACCUCUGACGGCCCUGUCAGAUAAGAGAACAAACUAUGGGGAAAUCCCUGUUCAAGAGCAUCUAUUAAGAACAUCUUCAACCAGCCGACCUGCUUCUCUACCGAGAGUACCUGCCAUGGAAAGUGCCAAGACCAUCUCAGUGUCUCGACGAAGUAGUGAAGAAAUGAAACGGGACAUCUCUACACCGGAGGGAGCAUCACCAGCUUCUCUUAUGGCUAUGGGAACCACGUCACCACAGCUUUCCCUGUCCUCCUCUCCCACAGCAUCUGUGACCCCCACCACCCGAAGCCGGAUAAGGGAAGAGAGGAAGGAUCCUCUCUCAGCACUGGCAAGAGAAUAUGGAGGAUCAAAGAGGAAUGCCCUGCUGAAGUGGUGUCAGAAGAAAACGGAAGGCUAUCAGAAUAUUGACAUCACAAACUUCAGCAGCAGCUGGAACGAUGGGCUGGCCUUCUGCGCCCUGCUGCAUACGUAUCUUCCAGCCCACAUUCCAUAUCAAGAACUGAAUAGCCAGGAUAAGAGAAGGAACUUCACUCUGGCCUUCCAGGCAGCUGAAAGUGUUGGCAUCAAGUCCACACUGGACAUUAAUGAAAUGGUGCGGACUGAACGGCCGGAUUGGCAAAAUGUGAUGCUGUAUGUGACAGCCAUCUACAAGUACUUUGAAACCUGAGCACACCAGGAGGAGCUGCCCUGACAGCUGGGGGACCUUCCGCAGUUUCCAAAUGACACCAAUGCCAUUAGCUACGCACCCCCAUAAAGCUUUCAGCAACUCUCUGGGCUGCCCUGCAGUGUAUGAGCCUCCAGCCCGGAAUCUCCAUGUCAGGAGAUUCUGCUCAGACCAGGGCUUCUCCCACGUGACCCAUCCAUUUGGAGAUCUGUGGGCAAUUGGCUGCUGGAAUUUUCCUUCUCAAGAGAAUAUUGAACUUCAUUACUGCUCCUGAGUGUAAAACAAAGGCUUAUGCAUAGCUAAACAUGGGGAAAGGAAUAAAUUAUGUGGGAAAAACGGGGGUUGGUGAAAACUUUAGCCACAGCACUUCUCAACCGCUGGCCAGUGGAGGCUCCGUCAUUGGGGAGAACCAUGGAGGCAAAUCAGUACCUGGCAGAGGUUCCUGCAGCCCAGCACUGGAAUGCAGCAGCUUUGGCCUUUAUGUGGGCCUUGUUUGAGUGCCUCCCCACAGAAGUCAGGCAGCCACCCCUUCCCCAUGACAGGGCUCUCCUGGUCAGCACAAUCUAGGGGUUCUCAACUUGAGCUAAGAGAGUAUCAAGACAGUUACAGCAUGGGCAUCCCGGCCCUCAGGUUCUGCCACUGAGUUCACACUGCCAGGCCUCAUCAGCAGGAAGCUGUGUAGUCCCCUCGCCAGGUGCCCUGCCACCUGUCAUCCAGCCCGGAACCAGUUUGUGGCCCAGCUCUGCUUUAGGUUUCUGGACAAAAGACUUGGUCAUAAGGAUUUCUCCUGGUUAAAACUUUUGUUUUGUUUUGAGCAAUAUUGGGGGAAAAUGCUCCUGUCUAUUAGUACCAAAGUUAAUUGUUUUAAUAAGCAUAGAAAUAAAACACAAAGUCUGGACAUUAGCAUGACAAGAGCAAGGAAUGAAGUAGCAAGUAGCAGAGAAAAAUGUAAAUAGCUUUAGAGAGCCCAGACAGGGUCAUUUAAAGUCACUUCUGAGUCACCGAGACAUAAUCCUUCUAGGCAAGAAUUUAAGAAAGUGCCUUAACUUUCCUUGUAAGGGUAGCCUGUCCCCCUCCAUGGCCAGGGUGGGAUGGAUUGGGGUUCAGUGGUAGAGAUGGCCCCGCUGCCCUGUCCUGCCUUUCCCUAGGUACCAGGUCUGCACUGUUUGAACCACAGCCUUAUUUAAAGGUGGUCUGUUGAGACGACUCAGGCUGGGACUCAACAGCCCUUUUUGGAAACGGAGUCCAUGUCUCAUGUGUGUGUAACACAGUUGCUGUUGGUUUGAACAGUGUCAAGACCUGCAACUUCCAGAAUACAACUGUGUUUGGCACCUGCAAAGCACCUCGAGGAAGACCAGCCACAAGUGGAAGCGGGUUCGCUGCAUCAUGGAUCUGACGCAAAGAGGGGCUCCCAGGAGGCCUACCCAGCCCGACCAUGCGCUGAGGGUUCUGUGUUCUAGCAUGAUUCUUCUAGAUUGAGAGUUCAGCAUGUCUGUAGCCUAGAAAAGAAUGUGGUUAUUAGUAAAUGGGCUGUGUGUGCAUGCAGCCUGCUAGUGUACCACCAGGUGGCCAGGAGCUGCCCAUCAGCCCUGCCCGCAUGUCCUACCCUGGCAACUCAGGCUGUCACUCCUGGCUGGCAGCUCUUUGAGAGAGGCCAGGCAAGCAGAGUCAAGCAGUGGAACGUACCGGAAGACCCCUGAAGAUGCUGACUUCCUAGAUGCCUGGCCCAGUCCUCCCUGACUGAGUUCUGUUCUUGUUCCUGAGUUGCUGGGCCUGAGUUAGUUGCUCUGUUGAUGGUUAAUUAUGCUGUCAGUGUGAGUGACUAUCCUGUAAGAAUCAUUGUCUUUAAAUGUCUCUCCACUCGGUUUUUCUGAGUUCCCUCCUUCUGCUCUCAUUUGCCUUCAAGGAGGCUUUCCACCUGUCUGGAUCCAGGGCCAUCUGAUCCACGGUCAUGUUUUUAUUUAUUAUGUCAUUGGGUGGGUCUGUUUUGUCCUAUGAAUGAGAGGACUUUACUGGAUCUGCAGUUCACAACGUUGUCCCUUGCUGGCCACAUGGGCCCAGCCCUGGCAGCUCUUGCUAUGAGGUAGGGGUAGCUGGAAUCUUCUGGCGGAAGGUGUUGGAGGAAGGUGGCCACUGCUGAUGGGCUGUAUGCACUUGGAUGGCAUUUCCUUUCUGGGAAUUCGUGGUCCCAGCAUCAUGCCCAGGUGUCAGCGGCAAGGCAGAGGGGUGGGCAGAGGCUCACCUCAAGACCCCCACCCAGGUCUGCUGCUUAUAUUUGCGUGUGGGUCACAGGUGAGGGGAUUCCAGAAGCAUUACUUUUACCUUUUCUAAUAGGAUCCUUAUAGCACCAAUGGCUUUAUGGAAAUGAUUAUGGAUGGUCAUAUGUGUUUAGAAGAGAUAUCUGGAGGUGCUCUUGCUCCAGCAGCAUCUGAUGUGAAGCAUCCCGGAAGUCAUCUUGCCUCUGUUCCCUACAAGCACAAACUUUACUGCAAAAGGGCCAGUUUUGUUUCUCUCGAUCAAGGCUUCUGCUGACUGACAAUACUUUAUGUUGUUCUAGUAAACAUUCUUGAAUGUAUUAAAAUUGCUGAAACACAA
Molecule: messenger RNA, 6688 nt
Organism: Galeopterus variegatus (Sunda flying lemur)
Lineage: Eukaryota; Metazoa; Chordata; Mammalia; Dermoptera; Cynocephalidae
Gene: SPECC1L
Product: sperm antigen with calponin homology and coiled-coil domains 1-like
Exons: 17
Coding region: 743-4096 (1117 amino acids)
Biological process (GO): actin cytoskeleton organization
Cellular component (GO): microtubule organizing center; filamentous actin
Molecular function (GO): protein binding
Source: RefSeq, a predicted model, not a curated record